AUGGAUGACCCUUCAACAAGGAGACAUACGAAAGUUCGAAUUGUCCCAAUUUCUUUGUUCUCUGACGAUACCAGUGGAAAUAGAUCCAAGAAAUGGAAUUGUUUUGAUAUUUGGACCAUGAACAUAUCGGCACUUCCUUUAAAAAUAAGCAAUGAAUACGAAAACCAUUUUUUCAUUUGUACAAGUAAUCAUAAAAUAACGGCAAUGGAAAUGAUAGAACCCUUGACGAAUGAUUUGUACAACUUGGAAAAGGGGAUGGUUAUGUACGAUUCCCAAUUCGAGCAAAAUGUUUUCGUAAUUCCGCUAGUUUUAUGUAUCUGUGGUGAUAAUGUACGUCAGGCCGAAAUUGCUCUUCACAAAGGAUCUAGGGCCACCCAUCCUUGUAGAUUCUGUUACUGGCAGUCGGACCCAUCAAAACCUGUGGAUGCUAAUGGACAACCACUAUCAUUGCAUUACAGUGCAUCUGUUUUUUCUGCACCUUCUCGUACACUCCAAGACUAUAAAGACUUUGCGACUUUGCGAUAUCAACAAAGACCGGAGCCUGUUUUUCUUCCAAACAGGGGACGUCCUCGGGCAAGGAUUGCAUUUGAAAGCGAUUGGAGCAAACUUGGAUUUAAGUUUACCGGCGGUGAGCAUUUGUUAAACUUGGAUGCCAUCGAUCUUUCAAAGGAUCUACCUGUGGAGAUACUUCACACGUUGUUACUGGGAAUGACAAAAUAUUGUUUCAUAAUUUUGUAUGAUCACUUAAUGGAUAAUAAUCAUAUCGACUCAUUGACAGAUCUAUUCCGCAAUUAG
Molecule: messenger RNA, 795 nt
Organism: Mucor mucedo
Lineage: Eukaryota; Fungi; Mucoromycota; Mucoromycetes; Mucorales; Mucoraceae
Exons: 1
Coding region: 1-795 (264 amino acids)
Source: RefSeq, a predicted model, not a curated record